Thalassophryne amazonica is the source of this 1332-nucleotide messenger RNA. It is a transcript of the gene lyve1b, whose product is annotated as lymphatic vessel endothelial hyaluronic receptor 1b. Gene Ontology annotation, biological process: cell adhesion. Bases 44 to 1042 code for a protein of 332 amino acids. Lineage: Eukaryota; Metazoa; Chordata; Actinopteri; Batrachoidiformes; Batrachoididae. Gene Ontology annotation, cellular component: plasma membrane. Gene Ontology annotation, molecular function: transmembrane signaling receptor activity; hyaluronic acid binding. The transcript has 6 exons. The record is from RefSeq and is a predicted model, not a curated record.
UGCUUUUCUCCUUCAGUCACUACAGUUACAUUUCAUACAAACCAUGGCCAGAUUUUGGUUUGUUACAGAAGUCUUUUUUCCUCUGUCUGCAACCGUCUUUUUACUGGCGUUUGAUUCCAGCCAAACUAAAGUGCCUGGAACUGAAAGUGUUUCUGGAGUCUUCCUAAUUACUGAAGGGGGAAACUACACCUUCAACUUCACCACUGCAAAAGCCGCCUGCCUGUUUCGGAAUGUCACCAUAGCAACCAGGGUCCAGAUGCUGGAAGCCCUACAGCAUGGACUGGAGACGUGCAAAUUUGGCUGGAUAGCUGAACAAGUAGCUGUUGUCCCACGUAUUAUGGGUAAUAAAAAUUGUGGACAGAACAGAACUGGUUUGGUGACAUGGCGAACCCAAGCUGGAAGACUGUUUGGUGUCUUCUGCUUCAAUGCAGCAGAUUUAAACAAAACUUUGACGUCUUCCUCUACAGUAACGGCACUUCCAACUGUCACACCUUUGCUCACGUCAGAAAGCAGACAUCCAUCCUCAGCAAAGCCAACAGCAGCUGAAGUUUCCUCUCCCACUUCACUCUUCACUCAGCUGGACCAGACAACACAUUCGGCUGCUUUGUCCUCCACCACCCAUCCUCUGAAGCAUUUCUCCUCCUAUACUCCUCCUUUCUCCAACUUCAUCACCUCAUCUGUCACUGUCCACAUUUCCCCUUCUGCCUCUGUUUCCUCUACCUCUCUUUUCAGUGAGUCAGUAUUGUCUCCAUCUGUCCAACCUGUGGAGCCUUCUUUAGGAGCUGUACCAAUAGCACUGAUCGUCCUUGGUGUCACGGUGCUGGUGACAGUAGCAGGUGCUGUGUGCUUCUACAAACUGAACAUAUUCUCCUCCUGGUGUGGUGGACAGCAGGAUGACAUAGAGACAGAAAUGUGGAAACAAGGUGACGCUGAGACAGACCUUCACAGCCAUCAUGGAGCUGAAGAAGAAACAAACAGAAUGCUCUCCAAUAAUGUUCUGCUUUUUGAGAAUCCAGAUGUCAAAACAGUGUCUUUGGAGUAGAGUGUAUGAUUUCUGUCUCACAACUCAGGGGGGGGUUUGUGUUGAUGUUUAUUUUUUAUUGCAGUUUGCCACUUUUCUGGUUAUUUUUAAAUUGUAAACCACAUGCAAGUGCCACAGAUAUGCCACUCUGAGCACAGCUGCCAGAAGGAAGAACAUCCAGCCGUAGAUCUUGUGCCAAAACUCAAUGAAGACCAGUAUUGAGUUUGCUGUGGAAGCAACUGGGAGAAGCAGAAAAAUAACCCUAGUGCACAUUUAGUUGACCCAUUCAGUGCUGAACGUGUUGUAUGGGA